GUAUUGGUAGUAAUAAUUAUCAAAUCAAUUAAGGUAAAUCUAAUGUGAUUUUCUUCCAAUCUUAGAAAAUUUCUUUCCAUUUGUAUAAUUUUGAUCUAAUGGUCAAAUCAACUUGUUUUAAUUGUUUGAAACAACGGCCAGAUCAUCUUGUUUUUCUCCUUUAUAUAAGAUUAUUCAUAAACUAGCUUUCUCACUUCAAAUUUAUAUGUUAAUACUUAACAUAAAUUUUAUAGGGGGGAAAUGGGUCGUCGAAAAGUUGAGAUGAAGAAGAUAGAGAAAAGCUCGUCAAGGUUGGUCACCUUUUCAAAGCGUCGGUCGGGAGUUUUUAAGAAAGCAAAUGAGAUUUCUACCCUGUGUGGAGCAGAGGUUGCAAUUAUCGUCUUUUCUCCUGCUGGAAAACCGUUCUCCUUCGGAAAACCAAACAUUGAAAACGUGGUCAAUCGAUUUCAAAAUAGGAAUAAAAAACGAUGUGAAAAGUAUGAAAAUGGUUUUCAUGCAUCGAAAAAGAAGACUCAAAAGGCUAGAAUUGAUCAACUCAACCAAGAACUAAUCAACCUCGAUGCCAAAAUAGAAUUUGAAAUAAGGAAAAGUGAGAAAAUUGGCCAAGAAGGAAACAAUGGUUCGUUUGUUAGAAAGAAAGAAAUAGCACAACUUGACUUAGAUCAACUUAAUAAGUUACAGAAGGAAUUGAAUGAUCUUUGCAACACUUCAAUUAAGCAAGCGAAUGAACUUGAAGCAUCACAUUCCUUGUUGCUUUUGGCAACUUCACAGUAAUUUCUGUGCUAAUCAAUUAGCUAAAUAGUUUGAUUACUAAAUAUGAUUUGUGUAUUUCUAGUAUGUAUUUCCGUGAAAUCCAUAAACAAUUGGAUUAUAUGAAAUCAAUAGUGCUUCCUUUUAUUGGUAAUAUUAUCAUUUCUG
Molecule: messenger RNA, 918 nt
Organism: Spinacia oleracea (spinach)
Lineage: Eukaryota; Viridiplantae; Streptophyta; Magnoliopsida; Caryophyllales; Amaranthaceae
Product: agamous-like MADS-box protein AGL29
Exons: 1
Coding region: 241-774 (177 amino acids)
Biological process (GO): positive regulation of transcription by RNA polymerase II
Molecular function (GO): RNA polymerase II cis-regulatory region sequence-specific DNA binding; DNA-binding transcription factor activity, RNA polymerase II-specific; protein dimerization activity
Source: RefSeq, a predicted model, not a curated record